Messenger RNA from Leptinotarsa decemlineata (Colorado potato beetle), 448 nucleotides. Its product is annotated as transmembrane protein 14C. Gene Ontology annotation, cellular component: mitochondrial membrane. Lineage: Eukaryota; Metazoa; Arthropoda; Insecta; Coleoptera; Chrysomelidae. The record is from RefSeq and is a predicted model, not a curated record. Gene Ontology annotation, biological process: regulation of heme biosynthetic process.
GCCCAGUGACUUGACAUUUUUAUCGUCAUCUUUUUCUUCUGUCAAUUGUUUUAGGUCAGAAACAUUCAGGAAAUUUUGGGAUUUUUCAAAAACAAGUGAAAAUGGCUUUAGAUGUUGUUGGUUUAUUGUAUGCUGGUGUAGUGGCUGCUGGUGGAAUAUUUGGUUAUUACAAAGCUGGUUCCAUUCCAUCUUUGGGAGCUGGUCUGUUGUUUGGUGGAGCACUAGCAUAUGGUGCAGUUGAAGUCAGUAGGGAUCCCUCCAAUUUCACCGUACAACUUAUAACAAGUUCGAUUCUUGGGGGUCUCAUGGGUUAUCGAUUUUACAAUACACAUAAAAUUAUGCCUGCGGGAGUAAUAUGUUUACUGUCUCUAGCUAUGGUUAUAAGAAUUGGUUUGAAAGCUACUAUUUUGCCUACCCCAAAGCAAAAUUAAGUUUAUGUUUUAUUCAU